AUGAGAACGUUGGCCGCGUCUACUUUGUUUUGGCUAUUGUGGUUUAGCUCCAACAUUUGCUUGAAGUGUGAGGAGCGUAAUUUUCGCAUAAAGAUGGAUGAGUUUUCAGUUAAAUAUAAGGUGCGCGAUUUGAUACAGCAUAUAGAUUUCCGAAUCGUAAAUCUGAACAAUCGGAGUUACGUCAACGGCGAAAUGAUAGUGAAGUCUGAUGUGGAGGAUAUAAUAAUGCACACAACCAUGGAUUUUUGGAAGACAUCUAACCAAAAGAAACUAAAACUAUAUGAUGGUCGUUUGGAUGCAUGUCAAUUCCUAAAAACUUCUCACCGCAAUGGAUUGUUUAAAAUUUACGUGAAAAGUUUUAAGAAGCACGUGCAUGGAAAUCUAACUUGUCCCUUAAGAAUGAAUUUCAACUAUACCCUGACAAAUUGGCAUAUGGAUGAGAAGGAUCUUCCUCCGUUUGUGCCUUUGGGUAAAUUUCGCACUGUCACCGAAUAUUUUACACAAGAACGAUUGGCACUGCGAAUUGUGACGCAAGGAAAAGUGCUUUCUUACAGGACGAAUUGA
Messenger RNA from Drosophila santomea, 564 nucleotides. RefSeq lists its product as uncharacterized. The coding region runs from base 1 to 564 and encodes 187 amino acids. The record is from RefSeq and is a predicted model, not a curated record. The transcript is spliced from 2 exons. NCBI's taxonomy places the organism in Eukaryota, Metazoa, Arthropoda, Insecta, Diptera, Drosophilidae.